Wallemia ichthyophaga EXF-994 is the source of this 1269-nucleotide messenger RNA. RefSeq names its product Mannose-6-phosphate isomerase. The record is from RefSeq and is a predicted model, not a curated record. Gene Ontology annotation, biological process: GDP-mannose biosynthetic process; carbohydrate metabolic process. The coding region runs from base 1 to 1269 and encodes 422 amino acids. Lineage: Eukaryota; Fungi; Basidiomycota; Wallemiomycetes; Wallemiales; Wallemiaceae. Gene Ontology annotation, cellular component: cytosol. The transcript has 4 exons. Gene Ontology annotation, molecular function: mannose-6-phosphate isomerase activity; zinc ion binding.
AUGAACAGCAGCAGUGUGUUUAAAAUUAUUCCAGGCAUUCAAUCCUACGAUUGGGGCAAAGUUGGCAAGUUGUCAAAAGCUGCAGCUUUCGCUGAGGUCUCAAUACCGGGUUUUCAGGUAGAAGAUAAGCCAUACGCUGAACUGUGGAUGGGUACGCAUGAGCAGGCGCCUGCCUAUCUUGCCAACGAUCCAUCAAGCAAGCUAUCGCACUAUCUCCAGCGCAACCCGCAACUCGUUGGAGAUCAAGUGAAGCAGGCUUUCAAAGAGACAACAUGCGAUGGCGGGCUGCCAUUUCUGUUUAAAGUGCUCGCUAUCGAGAAAGCGUUGAGCGUACAGGCUCAUCCGAACAAAAGACUUGCAGAGCAGCUGCACAAAGAUCGCCCGGAUGUCUACAAAGACUCAAAUCAUAAGCCAGAAAUGGCUAUAGCACUCACUGAAUUCAAAGGAUUUUGUGGAUUCAGACCAAAGGAGCAGAUUGUGCACUUUCUCGAUAGCGUCAAGGAGUUUAGAGCAUUCGUUGAAGAGAAAGACGUUCAGGAUCUCAAAACAGCCUCAUUAGACAAAGAAAUAAAGGAUGCUCUCAAAAGGGUCUUUAGCGGUGUAAUGUCGGCACCACAAGACAAGAUCGCUGAGCUCACCAAAGCCAUUGUCUCAAGAUACACCAGCCAGACACACGAAGACAUUGCCGGUGACUCCAUCUAUGCUGUCCGUCAACUCGUCCUCACUCUGAACGAUCAAUUCCCCGGAGACAUUGGAAUAUUCUGCACCUUCCUUCUCAACGUAGUCCAACUCAAGCCGGGCGAGAGCGUCUUCCUCAAAGCAGACGACCCUCACGCGUAUAUCGCGGGUGAUAUCAUGGAGUGUAUGGCGACAUCGAACAACGUAGUUAGAGCGGGACUAACGCCAAAACUGCGAGAUGUAAAUACGCUCGUCGAUAUGCUGACAUACGAGACCGCUCCUGCCGAUGCGCAGUUAAUGAAAACGACUUCCCUUAAAGGGGCGGCGCACACGAUCGUGUACGACCCACCGAUUGAGGAGUUCAGCGUGGCUAGAGUGCAACUUUCUCGAGGCGAGUCUACAAAACACGAUGCGCUAAACGGACCUAGCAUCCUUGCGGUCGUUGACGGAACUGGCCUCGUCGAAAACCAAGGUCAAAGCGAGACAAUGAAAACAGGAGACGUGUUGUUUGUAGGAGCAGGCGCGGGGAUAAAAAUCAAAUCAAGCUCAAGUUCAUCACUAGAAGUAUAUAGAGCAUUUGUACAAGUCUAA